UUAGCUUCUAGAAUUUUCAUUUCAAGCAUAAAUACCUAUUAGUGUAAAGCCUUUAUGUAUAACAGAAAGUCAGUCUUCUCUGCAUCAAAAGAAACAGAAACUAGUUUUCAAUCCUCAGAGUUCUAAAUUUUUCCUUGCAUUCCCACCUUGCUUCCUUCAAUUAGCCAACAUAGAAUUGAUCACAUUCACAAAUAAUUGGCAUUAGAACUUCAGCUAUCUAAACAUUAAUAAUAAUAAAAAUCUACAUUUUGGCAUAUAUACCUGUCACAAAAACUUUGUAGCAUUAUCCAGUUAUGGCAGCACUCCAAGUCCAUCUCUUCUUCUUGCCCAAUUGGAGCUCCUUAACACCUCAUGGAACACUGAGGCCUAGGCAUAUGCGGUGCAUGGCGAGCAAACAAGUGCUUUCUAAUACAGCAACUGAAAGGCAGUCGGCCAAUUUCCAGCCGAGCCUCUGGAGUUACGAAUAUAUACAGUCAUUGAAGAAUGGUUAUGAGGCUGACCUGUAUGAAGAUAGGGCAAAGAAGCUGGGGGAAGAAGUGAGGAGAAUGAUCAAUAACAAAGAUACGAAGUUAUUGACCACACUUGAAUUAAUUGAUGACAUUGAACGGCUCGGUUUGGGAUACCGGUUCAAGGAAGAAAUAAUGAGAGCCCUUGACAGAUUUGUCACUUUGAAAGGAUGUGAAGAGUUUACAAAUGGUAGUAUCCAUGACACUGCCCUCAGCUUCAGGCUCCUUAGACAACAUGGGUUUGGCGUCUCUCAAGAUAUGUUUAAUUGUUUCAAGGACCAAAAGGGAAAUUUCAAGGAGUGCCUUAGCAAGGACAUCAAAGGAUUGCUGAGUCUAUAUGAGGCUUCAUAUCUAGGUUUUGAAGGAGAGAACCUCUUAGAUGAGGCCAGGGAAUUCACAACCAUGCAUCUCAAGGACCUUAAGGGAGAUGUAAGCAGAACACUAAAAGAAGAAGUGAGACACUCUUUGGAGAUGCCAUUGCACCGCAGAAUGCGUAGGCUAGAACAGCGGUGGUAUAUAGAUGCAUACAAUAUGAAGGAAGCUCAUGAUCGCAAGCUACUUGAACUUGCCAAGCUAGAUUUCAACAUUGUGCAAUCAGUACACCAGAGAGACUUGAAAGACAUGUCAAGAUGGUGGCAGGAAAUGGGCCUUGGAAACAAAUUGAGCUUUGCCAGAGACAGAUUAAUGGAAUGCUUCUUUUUUUCGGUUGGAAUGGCCUUUGAGCCUCAAUUUAGUAAUAGCCGUAAGGCGGUAACAAAAAUGUUUUCAUUUAUAACCGUCAUUGAUGAUAUCUACGAUGUUUAUGCCACUUUGGAAGAACUGGAGAUGUUUACCGAUAUCGUUCAAAGAUGGGAUGUUAAGGCCGUGAAAGAUCUCCCUGAGUAUAUGAAGUUAUGUUUUCUAGCUCUCUUUAACACUGUUAACGAGAUGGUUUAUGACACUCUAAAAGAGCAAGGAGUGGAUAUUCUUCCAUACCUAACAAAAGCGUGGGGGGAUAUAUGCAAGGCGUUCCUACAGGAAACAAAGUGGCGUUAUUAUAAACGCACACCAUCGUCUGAGGACUAUUUAGACAAUGCAUGGAUAUCUGUAUCAGGGGCUCUAUUACUAAUUCACGCCUAUUUUUUAAUGAGUCCAAGUAUCACAGACAGGGCACUAAAGGGCUUAGAAGAUUACCAUAAUAUCUUACGUUGGCCUUCAAUCAUCUUUCGACUUACCAAUGAUUUGGGUACUUCAACGGCGGAGUUAGAGAGAGGUGAAACAGCAAAUUCAAUCCUGUGCUAUAUGCGUGAAACAAGUCGUUCUGAAGAUUUUGCUCGAGAACAUAUAAGUAAUUUGAUUGAUAAAACUUGGAAGAAAAUGAACAAAGAUCGGUUCAGCGAUUCUCCAUUUGAAGAACCUUUUCUAGAAACAGCAAUUAACCUUGCUCGGAUAUCCCAUUGCAUAUACCAGCAUGGAGAUGGGCAUGGUGCCCCAGAUACAAGAACAAAGGACCGAGUUCUAUCAUUGAUAAUAGAACCCAUACCAUGUUAUGACCCUAGUACAAACUUCCACAGCCAGAUCCACCUUUAGACAUAUAAAACCUGUAUAUUGUUAGUUGAGCUGCCUAUGCUUAGUGUGUUAUACUUUGGCAAAUUAGGCACAUGUUUGAUAGUUAGUUAAUCCUGUUAGCCAGUCACAGCCAUGUACGGCCAUGUAGCCGAAUAUAAAGGAAUAAAUCUCGUUGUAAGCUGCUUAUGUUGAAUAGUAAUGCAAUGCUCAGUUUUACAUUGA
This is a messenger RNA of Quercus robur (English oak), 2276 nucleotides long. Its product is annotated as isoprene synthase, chloroplastic-like. NCBI's taxonomy places the organism in Eukaryota, Viridiplantae, Streptophyta, Magnoliopsida, Fagales, Fagaceae. Gene Ontology annotation, biological process: diterpenoid biosynthetic process. The record is from RefSeq and is a predicted model, not a curated record. Gene Ontology annotation, molecular function: magnesium ion binding; terpene synthase activity. The coding region runs from base 294 to 2075 and encodes 593 amino acids. The transcript has 7 exons.